AUGCAUCGUUUCGUAGCGGCCGUGCUACGGUUGGCCGCCGGACUGCUGUAUCACUGUUUCAAAGGCAUCCGGUAUGCCGAGCCGCCGGUCGGUGAUCUGCGCUUUAAGGCACCAGUACCGCUCCAGGCGUUUCCACAGCCCUGCGUAGACUGUUUCUUCGAGGGCAACCGUUGUCUGCAGUACGAUCAGAUCCUGGGCUUGCUGGUCGGUUCCGAGGAUGGGUUGUUCCUGAACGUGUACACACCGGAUCUUCCGGGCGCUGGGACGAAGGAACGAGAGCGUCUUCCCGUAAUGGUGUACAUUCAUGGCGGCGGCUUCAUGUGUGGUAGCGGCAAUGCGUUCCUCUACGAUCCGGUGUACUUCGUGCAACGGCGGACCGUGGUCGUAACGUUCAACUACCGACUCGGCCCACUAGGGUUCCUGAGCUUCCCCGAGGCCGGUGUGUCGGGCAAUGCGGGACUAAAGGAUCAGCUGCUGGUGCUGCAGUGGGUUCAACAGAAUAUUGGCGCCUUCGGGGGAAACCCCGACAAUGUAACCCUGUUUGGCGAGAGUGCCGGUGCUAAGGCGGCCUACCUGCACUAUCUGUCACCGGUAUCCAGAAAGUACUUUCACCGAGUGAUCUGCCAGAGCGGGGUUGCGUGUUCAGACUAUGCGCUCCAGGUGGAACCAUCCUACAAGGCACGCCAACUAGCAAAAUGUUUGGGUUACCGCGGAUCAUCCGACGCCGAAGCACUCGAGACGCUGAUGAGGGCGCCGGCUAAGCAGUUAAUCAAACAUCAGUUACAAACACUGACGGCGACCGAGCAGCAGCAGGAGCUACAGUUUCCCUUCCGGCCAGUAAUCGAAGCUAGUCAUCUUCCGGGGGCCCAGGUCGUUACUCAGCAUCCGCUAGAGGCGCUGCGUGCUCCGCUCGAUCCACCGAUACCGAUCAUCACUGGGUGCAACAGUGGCGAAGGAAUCAUGGCCCUCGUCCACGCCAAGGCCCAUCUCGACGAGUAUAACCUUGCCCCGGAUCGAUUACUUCCGGCGAGCUUGCGCCUGAGCGGACCGGAAGCGUCCCGGAGCGCUGUGGGUCAGCUGGUGAAACGCUUCUACUUCGGCGAUCGACCCAUUGGCCGCGGAACGUUACCGGAGCUGAUGGAUGUCCUUUCCGACAAUGAGUAUCUUACGACCAGCGUGACCGCGGCGGAGAUGAUGGCCCGUUAUCAGCCACUGGUGGCGCACUAUUGCUACUACUUCACGUUCGAUGGCCGAUACGGAAAUACGAAGCAGUUGCUGAAUAUGACGGGCUUCCCGGGAGUCUGCCACGGGGACGACGUGUUCUACAUGUUCCGGUCGGCACUGAACGUUGGGUUGGACGAGGAUGCGGACGAGAACCGGGUCCGGGAUUCGUUCGUUACCAUGUGGACGGAAUUUGCACGCCACGGCCAACCGUCACCGGUCUGGAAGCCCGUGGAACCGUGUGGGAACGGAGCGUUCCGGUUGCAGUGUUUGCGCAUCGAUCGCACGUUAGCGAUGGUGCCGAAUCCGAUCGAGGAGCGGAGCCGUUUCUGGAGAAAUCUCUUCCACAAGCAUGGAUACGCUUCUCGGAGGCUUUCCGUUUGAGUGUAGUCGG
Anopheles cruzii is the source of this 1615-nucleotide messenger RNA. RefSeq names its product esterase B1-like. The record is from RefSeq and is a predicted model, not a curated record. NCBI's taxonomy places the organism in Eukaryota, Metazoa, Arthropoda, Insecta, Diptera, Culicidae. Gene Ontology annotation, molecular function: hydrolase activity. Bases 1 to 1605 code for a protein of 534 amino acids. The transcript has 5 exons.